AUGGCCGCCUUCAGACUCCUCAUGAAGCCCAAGGUCGUCAAAAAGAGGACCAAGCUGUUCAUCCGGCACCAGUCAGAACAAUAUGUCAAAAUUAAGUGUAACUGGAGGAAACCCAGAGGAAUUAACAACAGGGUUCGCGAAAGGUUCAAGGGCCAGAUCUUCAUGCCCAACAAUGGUUAUGGGAGCAACAAAAAAACAAAGCACAUGCUGCCCUGUGGCUUCCAGAAGUUCCUGGUCCCCAAUGUCAAGGAGCUGGAAGUGCUGCUGAUGUGCAACAAACCGUCCUGUGCUGAGAUCGCUCACAGCGCUUCUUCCGAGAAGCGCAAAGCCAUUAUGAAAAGGGCCGCCCAGCUGGCCAUCAGAGUUACCCACCCCAACGCCAGGCUGCGCAGUGAAGAAAAUGAGUAG
Molecule: messenger RNA, 408 nt
Organism: Piliocolobus tephrosceles (Ugandan red Colobus)
Lineage: Eukaryota; Metazoa; Chordata; Mammalia; Primates; Cercopithecidae
Product: 60S ribosomal protein L32-like
Exons: 2
Coding region: 1-408 (135 amino acids)
Biological process (GO): translation
Cellular component (GO): ribosome; cytosolic large ribosomal subunit
Molecular function (GO): structural constituent of ribosome
Source: RefSeq, a predicted model, not a curated record